AAUAAAUAUGGGUGAUUAAUAGGAAAGAUAUUAAAGAGCAAUUAACAAUGAAUUUUAAUCAGAAUUUCUAGAAUUUGAGAAUCAGAAUGAAACUAUAGGAAUUGAUGUAAGAGAUUAACUUGGAAAAAGAUUACAUUAUUGGAGGUAAAGAUAAUAGAAAUAAUAAUAAUAGUGCAGGAGAUGAUAUUUAUAGUGUUACAUAUAAAAAGAUUAAAACUAGAUUACAUUGGUUAUUCAAUCCAGACACAUAUAAUAAAUCAACAAAGAAAUAAAUUUAAAGGCAAGCAUAAUUAUAUAAUAUAUAAAUUAUUUUGGGAGUCAUUUUUGUAUACAUAUCAUAAAUAUUAAGAUAGUUACACCUAUUACUAUAGCUAUUACAUUCAUUUAACCAAGAGUAGCAAGAGCUAAAAGAGAGUUCUUAAUGCAUUAAUACGAUAAAAUAAAGUACUUUUAUUUAUUAUAUAUAAUUCUAGUAUGAUCACAAAAGCAUUAGGAGUUUAAUAAUAAAAAAUGGAUAUAAAUACUUUAAAAAGAUUUCUUUAUAAAAAAGAAGAAUGA
Molecule: messenger RNA, 558 nt
Organism: Paramecium sonneborni
Lineage: Eukaryota; Ciliophora; Oligohymenophorea; Peniculida; Parameciidae
Source: the annotation of a GenBank genome assembly